AUGGUACGCAGUAUUUUCUCACAACGUUACAAUUAUGCUAAAAUACGCGUUAAUGAGGCGCUAGAUGACGUCUUUCGGCGCAUAGCAAUAUUUCCGAAGAUCGCCAAGCUGCCGAAACUGAAACGCACCUACUACAUUUCGACCCACAAACCGAUCGCCGAAAAGAAGAACAAGACGAAGACCAAGGACAAGAAGUUGUUGCCUUCCUCCGAUUGGUAUGACAGUGAUUUCAUACCGAUGACAACGCGCUACGAACUCGAAAUGAUUUUGGACACGCCGCUAAUGGAGCGCCAUUCAGGGCACAACUCAAAAGGUACGUUCAGUCAUGUUUACUGGAAGUCUGCCGAUGCGGAUGAGGGACAGUCGAAUGCCGCCGUCACACAGGGCAGCAACGGUGAGUUGCCGUCGAUUAGCAAAAGUCAGGUAGUUAGUAGCAAAUCACCGCCCAUUGGCCAACCGUUGGCGGCAGCAAUGUCAAUUAGUACACCGCCGACGGCAGCACUUGCAACAACACCGCAGAGCUCAAAUAGUUGUGACAUGAAAAAAGAGUCGCCAGAACAGCCGCGCAUGAAGCAGAAGUAUGGGCAUGAACCACCAAAAAGCUUGGCUGCAACAAGGGAGUCGCACGACUUUGAGUUUGCGGUGCCUGAACUGAAUAAGCGACGCCGCUACAAGCAUCUCGAAAAGAGCUAUGAAUGCGAGCAGUGUCAUAAGAAAUUCGACCGUCCUUGGGUGCUGCAUGGCCACAUGCGUUUGCAUACAGGCGAGAAGCCAUUCGUUUGUCCGACGGAAUCGUGUCAGAAGCGUUUUGCUGAUCGUUCCAAUUUGCGCGCCCAUCAACGCACCAAAGGCCAUCACAGUUGGAGUUAUCAGUGUCCGCAGUGCACUAAGGCGUUCAGUCAGGAGAACUACUUGAGCCGUCAUACUUUGGAGGCUUGUCGCAAAUUUUUAGCGUCACACAGAAAUUGUUAA
Molecule: messenger RNA, 972 nt
Organism: Rhagoletis zephyria (snowberry fruit fly)
Lineage: Eukaryota; Metazoa; Arthropoda; Insecta; Diptera; Tephritidae
Product: zinc finger and SCAN domain-containing protein 5B
Biological process (GO): regulation of transcription by RNA polymerase II
Molecular function (GO): DNA-binding transcription factor activity, RNA polymerase II-specific; RNA polymerase II cis-regulatory region sequence-specific DNA binding
Source: RefSeq, a predicted model, not a curated record